ACAAAAAAGAAGUGGUAAAUUUUUUCUACCUCGUGGUAGUCAUGGGGAUGGUUAUAGGAGUAUUUUUCUUUCCCUUUUUCCCCACUUUUCUGGGUUUUCUUUUUUUUUAUUACAGUACUUUUGCUACUAUAAUCAAAGAAAAAAAGAGAUAAAAUAGCUUAUGAUUGGAUUAAUGAAUUUCUUUCCUAGAGAGUGAAACAAAAUGGGAAAAUACAUGGAAUGAAAUAUCCCCUGGCUCUGGUGGCAGGCUGUUCACUGUAUUGCAGUGCGAGUUGCGUCUCACACUGUUCCUUUCUUCACAAAUCACAAUUUUAUUACAAAACCAAAACCCGAAAAAGAAAAAAGAAUCUACUUUUUAUGUUUCUGUUUGUAUAGUUUUGUGAUGGGCACGUUGUCCUUUGGAGAUGUGGGCGGUGAUUCUCCUGCUCCGCCUCUGCCUCUGCCGCUGUGGGGAUUGCCGAUGUAUGAAUGAAUCAAUCAACCUUCAUAUCCCUUUUCAAUCCCACCGGGACCUUGUGAUUUCCUUCUCUGUAUCUCUCCCGUCUUUUCCACAGUAAAGGAAGGACAGAAAAAGUUUUUGUGCCCUUUUUGACACAAUCAAACUUGUCGCUUGUUCUUCUUAGUCUUCGUCUUCGUGUCCUGUUCUCAUUCCUCUUUCCCGUGUUGAAUUUGACCCUUCAUUUUCGUUUUCAUCUCGAUCUUUUCUUGCUCUCCGUACUCCCAUAUAUACGUACUUGUCUCUGUGCUUUGAUGGGCUUUUGUUGAAUGUUGAUUAUCAUUCCUAAAGCCUUCAGCUUUUGAUCAAUUUAGAAUCCUUUUGCAUGCUAAUUGAAGAUUCCUUUUUCAUUUCAUUUCAUUUAGAUUCUCAACUGCUUGAUUGCGUUUCCUCAUUUCUGAUUUUGAUCUUUACCUUUCUCAUAGUUGAAGCUUUUGGGUGUGGGAAUCUAUGAGAUUGGAAUUAAUCGUACGAAGAGCUUUCCGUUGUAGGUGUGGCAGUUGUGUGGUGGUUUUUUCUUAAAAAAUGGACGCUAAUCCCACAAAAGCCAAGGAACAGCGAGCACGCGGCUGCAACCCCGUCAAGAAAUCCGGACCAGUCACGAUGGACCACGUUUUGUUGGCCCUUGAAGAGACCAAGGAAGAGAGGGACCAGAGAAUUCGCAGUCUCUUCAAUUUCUUUGAUUCUGCCAAUGCCGGCUUUUUGGACUAUGCCCAGAUUGAGGCUGGUUUAUCUGCUCUCCAAAUUCCCUCCGAGUACAAGUAUGCAAAGGAUUUGCUCGACGUGUGUGACGCUAACAUGGAUGGCCGUGUGGAUUAUCAGGAGUUUAGGCGCUAUAUGGAUGAUAAGGAGCUCGAGCUUUACCGUAUUUUUCAAGCCAUUGAUGUUGAACACAAUGGUUGCAUUUUGCCUGAAGAGCUUUAUGAUGCUCUCCUCAGGGCAGGAAUUGAAAUUGACGAUGAGGAGCUAGCUCUGUUUGUUGAACGUGUGGAUCAGGAUAAUAACGGAGUUAUAACGUUUAAAGAAUGGAGAGACUUUCUUCUUCUCUACCCUCAUGAAGCAACUAUUGAAAACAUUUAUCAUUACUUAGAAAGGGUAUGCCUUGUUGAUAUCGGAGAACAGGCUGUUAUCCCUGAGGGAAUUAGUAAACAUGUACAUGCAAGCAGAUACCUGAUUGCAGGUGGAGUGGCUGGGGCAGCUUCUCGGACAGCAACUGCACCUCUUGAUCGUUUGAAGGUUGUUUUGCAAGUUCAAACUACACGAACACAUAUCAUGCCAGCAAUAAGAGAUAUAUGGAGGGAAGGAGGAAUAUCGGGGUUUUUCCGUGGCAAUGGAUUAAAUGUCUUGAAAGUGGCACCUGAAAGUGCCAUCAGGUUCUAUACAUAUGAAAUGCUGAAAGAAUUUAUUAUGAAAGCUAUGGGGGUAAAAGAUAAGGCAGAAAUUGGUGCUGCAGGUCGCCUAAUUGCUGGUGGCUUAGCUGGUGCUGUGUCGCAGACUGCCAUUUAUCCGAUGGAUCUUGUAAAAACCCGAUUGCAAACAUAUUCUUGUGAAGGUGGAAAAAUUCCUAACCUUGGAGCAUUGUCUAAGGAUAUAUGGAUUCAGGAAGGACCCCGGGCAUUUUAUAGAGGACUUGUUCCAUCUCUUCUUGGGAUAAUUCCUUAUGCAGGCAUUGAUCUUGCUGCAUAUGAAACUUUGAAAGAUAUGUCCAAGAAGUAUAUUCUUCAAGACAGUGAACCUGGUCCUCUUGUGCAACUGGGAUGUGGCACAAUAUCUGGAGCUCUAGGGGCAACAUGUGUCUAUCCAUUGCAGGUUGUCCGAACAAGGUGAAUCAGGCUUUUCAUUCAAUGCAGGCUCAGCGCCGCCCUAAUACUGGUGCUGCUUACAAGGGAAUGUCUGAUGUGUUUAAGAGAACAUUUCAACAUGAAGGGAUUAGGGGUUUCUACAAAGGAUUAUUUCCUAAUAUGCUCAAAGUUGUUCCAUC
Messenger RNA from Theobroma umbraticum, 2477 nucleotides. RefSeq names its product calcium-dependent mitochondrial ATP-magnesium/phosphate carrier protein 2-like. NCBI's taxonomy places the organism in Eukaryota, Viridiplantae, Streptophyta, Magnoliopsida, Malvales, Malvaceae. The record is from RefSeq and is a predicted model, not a curated record. Gene Ontology annotation, molecular function: calcium ion binding. Gene Ontology annotation, biological process: transmembrane transport.